Indicator indicator is the source of this 504-nucleotide messenger RNA. RefSeq names its product pleiotrophin (gene PTN). The record is from RefSeq and is a predicted model, not a curated record. Gene Ontology annotation, molecular function: growth factor activity. The transcript has 4 exons. Bases 1 to 504 code for a protein of 167 amino acids. Lineage: Eukaryota; Metazoa; Chordata; Aves; Piciformes; Indicatoridae.
AUGCAACAGCAACAGCAGCAACGUCGAAUGUUCACAGCUGCCCUCCUGGCACUUGUUUUCAUUCUGGCAGCUGUGGGUACCGCUGAGGCUGGCAAAAAAGAGAAACCAGAGAAAAAGGCAAAGAAAUCUGACUGUGGGGAAUGGCAGUGGAGUGUCUGUGUGCCCACCAAUGGUGACUGUGGCCUGGGGACACGUGAGGGCACCCGCACUGGAGCUGAGUGCAAGCAAACCACCAAGACUCAGAAGUGCAAGAUUCCUUGCAACUGGAAGAAGCAAUUUGGAGCGGAGUGCAAAUACCAGUUCCAGGCCUGGGGAGAAUGUGACUUGAAUACUGCCUUGAAGACUCGAACUGGGAACCUAAAGAGGGCCCUCCAUAAUGCUGACUGCCAGAAGACUGUUACAAUCUCAAAGCCCUGUGGGAAGCUUACCAAACCCAAACCUCAAGGAGAGGGAAAAAGAAAAAGGAAAAAAGGAAAAAAAAAAGAAAGAAAAAAGCAAGCAUAG